AUGUUUUCUUCAUCUCGAGUUUUAGCAAUUUCACACUCAACUACACCGUGUUAUUCAUCCAAUUCUCGACAUUAUCUCCAGGGAAAGCUAAAAUCUAAUCUCAAAUGGAGAUCAAUGGCAUUAGAUUCAGACGCUGAUUCAAUGGAUUCAGAUUCAUCGACAAAUGAAAACUCUGCAGCGUUUUGUAUUAUAGAAGGGCCGGAGACCGUGCAAGAUUUUGCUAAACUGGAUUUACAGAAAAUUCAGGCUAAUAUUCGAAGUCGUAGGAAUAAAAUCUUUUUACAUAUGGAGGAGGUUCGUAGGCUAAGAAUACAGCAAAGAAUUAAAAGCGUGGAGCUGGGGAUUUUAGAGGAAGAGCAAGAGAAUGAGCUUCCUAAUUUUCCUUCAUUCAUUCCAUUUUUGCCUCCUCUGACAUCUGCAAAUCUUAAACAAUACUAUGCAACUUGUUUUUCUCUAAUUACUGGCUUCAUGCUUUUCGGUGGACUUCUUGCUCCCACUCUGGAACUAAAACUGGGAUUAGGAGGGACAUCAUAUGCUGAUUUUAUCAGCAGUAUGCAUCUACCUAUGCAACUGAGUCAGGUUGAUCCCAUUGUGGCAUCAUUCUCAGGAGGGGCGGUUGGAGUAAUAUCUGCAUUGAUGGCAGUUGAAAUAAACAAUGUAAAACAGCAGGAGCAAAAGAGAUGCAAGUACUGUCUUGGAACUGGAUACCUUGCUUGUGCACGCUGUUCAAACACUGGAUCUAUUGUUCUUAUUGAACCGGUCUCAACAGUAAACGGUGGGGAUCAACACCUGUCGCCACCUAAAACCGAAAGAUGUUCUAAUUGUUCAGGGGCAGGAAAGGUCAUGUGCCCUACAUGUCUUUGCACGGGGAUGGCUAUGGCAAGUGAGCAUGAUCCACGGAUCGACCCCUUUGACUGA
Fraxinus pennsylvanica is the source of this 918-nucleotide messenger RNA. NCBI's taxonomy places the organism in Eukaryota, Viridiplantae, Streptophyta, Magnoliopsida, Lamiales, Oleaceae. The record is from the annotation of a GenBank genome assembly.